AUGGUCGGGCUACCGAUGGCCAGCGUGCCGGCAGAGAUUGAGGCAAACUGUGCCAUUUGCGGCGCGCCACCUUUUCCAGAAUGCCCGCACGAAGGACAGAGACUGGAGCUCGCCCUCAGUCAAGCGAUGGAGAGAUGGGCGGGAGUACAGCGCAUACGGUAUGCCAGUCUGCGUUUCCCGACCGAGACGAUAUCUUGCUAAUGAUCUGUCGUUGAAGAGACUGGGUCCUGAAUCACGCCCGCAACCAGAUCAUAACCACCUUCCAUACCCUCCGUGGCAUGCGUCUCGAGGCACACCGCAAUUACCUCCAGACGUUACCUUACUACACCCUCUACCAUCGCUAUAACGGCCAGCCACCGCUCCAACCCGCACAAUUACAACUCAUCCACUCGCAGAUUCAACAGGCGAAUACGAUCUUACAGCAGGGUGUUGAUCAGGACUGGAGAACCUCAUGUCUUCGUUACCCCGAAGUGUUGGACUACUACUUCAAUCUGGUGGAAGUUGGAUUUCCGAGUGACAGGACAACGGCGAUUCAAGACCCGAGGUUUGGUGUACGAAAGGAGACGACAGCAGGUCCAAGGAGGGUGAAAGAGCGGAGCGAGAGCAUAGAUAUGGCUCCGGCUGCGAAGGAGAGGAAAAAGGAACAGAGAAAGAGCAGGGGGAGGGAAACACCACCGCCGGCUCCUGAGCCACACUACCGAAGGUGA
Molecule: messenger RNA, 707 nt
Organism: Lecanosticta acicola
Lineage: Eukaryota; Fungi; Ascomycota; Dothideomycetes; Mycosphaerellales; Mycosphaerellaceae
Source: the annotation of a GenBank genome assembly